AAUUAUUAUGGAUUAAAACCACUGGAAUUAGAAGUCAUCUGUUUAAGAAUUUGGAAUUGAUAAAAAUGUAUAAUAACAAAUACCACCACCUCAAGCACAAUUAAUUAGAAGAGUCUCUAAACGUAAUAUUGCUAUCAAACCAACGCAGGAAAGUGGUUUAGCACAAAUUUUUGAAACCUUCCAUCCUGAACAAAAAAAUCAAACGUUAGAUAACAUCAAAUUCAUCAUUAAAUGUUUUUAAGGUCAUUUUGUAUUUAGCUCAAUGACUGAAACAUAAUUGUAAAUGUUUAUAUACUAACUAAAGGACUCAAUUAGCACAUAGCAUGUUUUACUGUAAAUUAGCAGUCGGUCAAACUAUCAUUCGAUAAGGAGAUGGUGCCAGUUCAUUUUUCAUUUUGGAAAAAGGAAAAAUAAAUGUUUUGGUAGAUAAUGUACCACGUAAAGAGAUACAUGCAGGAUAAGGAUUUGGUGAAUUAGCAUUAUUGUACAAUGCACCAAGAUCUGCUACUUGUAUGGCUGUUGAAGAAUGCUACUUAUGGGGAAUUGACAGACAUACAUUUAGAAAAAGUGUUGAAACUAUUAUGAGAAGCGAGUAGGAAAAGAAUCGUAAAUAUUUGGAAAGUGUUAAAUUCUUUAGUAAUUAUCAACAUAAAUAUAAUUAUAGAUUAAUUAACACAAGAAUAGAAAGAUGCAGUAGCUGGAGUAUUGAUAUCUUAAAAAUUUAAUGCCGGUGAAGUUAUUGUAAAUGAAGGUGAUUAAGCUAGCUCUUUUUACAUAAUUGUAGAAGGACAAUGUGGAGUUUUUAAUAAGGAUGGAUAAUAAAUAUCAGUUUUGAAUCCUAGUGAUUCAUUUGGUGAGUCAGCUCUUAAGCACGAGAAUUAGGUGAGAAUGAUGACAAUAAAAGCAGUUUAAAAGGAUACAAAAGUGUUAGCUUUGGGAAAAGAUAUGAUUUAAUAGAUUUUGGGAGAUUAGGUGUAAUCAAUAAUAUAUAAAAACAUUUGUAAAUGGGCUAUAAAUUCAUCGAAAUUAUUUAGCAAGAGUCCAUAGAGUUAUUAAGAUAAAUUAUUGGAAGGAAUGCAAGUGAGAAAAUUAUCAGGAAAUUAAAAAAUAAUAUAGAAGGGAGAUAAAGUUGGUUAAUUAGUAAUAUUGCUUGAUAGUGAUGCAAUUGAUGAAAACAAAGUAAAGUUUGUGAAGGGAUCAAUUUUAUUUGAAGAUUCUUUGUAAGAUAAAUUAAGUGGUACUACUCACAUAAAGACAGUUUAAAUAGAAGCAGAAGGACAUGUAGCAAUAAUUGAUUAUGAAUUAUUCAGAAAGUAAUAAGGAAGUGUGGAAAAAAUAUAAUAAGGAAAAGCAUAACAAUAAGAAAAAUCUAAUGCUCACGAAGAAUAAAUAAAGAGUUAAGGAUUUAAGAAUUUAAUAUAUUUAAAUAAAUUGGGUUCAGGUUAAUUUGGAUCUGUUUAUUUGUGUAAGUUUAAGGAGAUAGAGACUUUAUUUGCAUUGAAAUAUGUAACAAGAGCACAUGUAUAAUAAUUUGGGAUUUAGAAACAUAUUUAAUAAGAGAAGGCUGUAUUGGAGUUGAUGGAUAAUCCAUUUAUUCUUAAAUUUUAUAGAUCUUAUAAGGAUAAUGAGAAUAUAUAUUUUUUAACAGAGUAUAUCGCAGGGAUGGAACUAUUUGAUGCAAUAAGAGUGAUAGGUAAAUGAAUAUUGUAUAUAAUAGGAUUAUUGAGUAAAUACGAUGCUUAAUUUUAUGCAUCUCAAAUGAUACUAUAAAUGGAAUAUUUACAUACUUAACAUAGUAUAGUGUAUAGAGAUAUAAAGCCAGAAAAUGUAAUGGUUGAUGAUAAAGGAUAUUUGAAAUUAAUAGAUAUGGGAACAGCCAAGUCAUUUAAAAACUAAUGUAUGAAUGAAUAUAAUUGUAGAAUCUUCAAAGACAUUUACAAUAAUAGGUACUCCACAUUAUAUGGCACCAGAAGUGAUAUCAGGAAAAGGUUAUGGCUAUUUUGCUGAUUUAUGGAGUGUUGGAGUUUGUGUAUAUGAAUUUAUAUGUGGUGGUUUACCAUUUGGAGAAGAAGCAGAAGAUCCAUUUGAAAUAUAUAAAGAGAUUAUAAAGAAACCAAUAAGUUAUCCUCAUUUUAUGUCUGAUAAAUCUGCAAAACCUUUUAUUGAAUAAUUAAUGAAUAAGAUACCAGAAGUUAGAUUAGGUGGAUCAUAUACAACUUUAAAAUCUCAUACUUGGUUUAAAGACUUUGAUUGGGUAAUAUCAAUUAACAAUAUUAUUCUAGGAGAAAUUAAUGACUAAGAGUUUAAAAGCACCAUUGUUACCAGGAAAAGAUAAAGUCAUGACUCCUGCAUAAAUAUAGAGUGCCUAAUCAAGAGCUGUCACUGUUCAUGAUUAAAUACAGAAAGACACUUAAGGAUAGAAGAAAGUAUUUGCAACUGCUAAAGAUGCUGAAUGGGAUAGUGCCUUUUGAAUAAGUUGAUAAUAAUAGAUAUCAUGGUU
Molecule: messenger RNA, 2500 nt
Organism: Paramecium sonneborni
Lineage: Eukaryota; Ciliophora; Oligohymenophorea; Peniculida; Parameciidae
Source: the annotation of a GenBank genome assembly